AUGGAAACUCAAACUCAGCCACACACCACAGCGCAGCCCACCCCCGUCAGGCACGGCUUGGCGCGGGCGGUGGCGCGGGCGGUUAAGCGGCAGGCAGCAGGGGCACAGAAUAGUUUUGAUGAGGAGCAUGUUUUAGCUUUAAUUCUGAAUAAAGACUUGGAAAAAACAAAAUGUAUAGAAAAAUUGAAAAAAUAUUGCCAAGAAUUAAAUGAAGUAAAUCUAAAAAUAGAACAAGUACACGAAAAAUUAAAAGAUUUUUGUGAUAAUGGAAAAGCAGAUACAAAAUGUCAAAGUCUACAAACCAAAGUUAUGGGAAAAUGUACAGAUUUUAAAACAAAAAAGUUAGAACCAGCAUUAAAGGAUCCAUCAGAUGAUAAUUGCAAAGAGAAUGAACGACAAUGCCUAUUUUUGGAAGGAGCGUGUCCAAAUGAACUUAAAGAGAAAUGUAGCGAACUAAGAAAUAAAUGUUACCAGAGAAAACGUGACGGAGUAGCAGAAGAAGUCCUUUUGAGGGCACUUCAUGGGGAUUUAGAAAACACAACUGAAUGCGAAAAGAAAAUCAAAAAUGUUUGCCCAAAAAUAGGCCAAGAAAGUGAUGAGUUGACAAUGUUAUGUCUUGAUCAACAAGCAACAUGCGUAAGUCUUGUAGCAAAAGGAAAAAGUAAGUGUAGUGUUUUGAAACAAAAAGUCGAAGAAGCACUUAAGGAGAAAAAUGAACUACGAGGAAAAUGUCUACCAUUACUUGAGCAAUGUUACUUUCACAGAGGGAACUGCAAAAAAGAUGCAUCACAAUGCAAACCUCAAAAUAAAGACUGCGAGGACUAUCUACCAAAAUGUGAUGAAUUAGCAAAAGAAUGUGGAAAAAAGGGCGUCAUUUAUAUACAUCCAGGGCCCGAUUUCGAUCCAACUAAGCCAGAGCCUACAGUAGCAGAGGACAUAGGGCUAGAAGAGCUUUAUAAGAGGGCAGAGGAGGAUGGAGUUUUUAUUGGAAGACAACAAGUAAGAGAUGCGACAGCUUUGUUGGCGUUGUUGGUUAAAAAAGAUAAUACCGGAAAUAAUGAUAUCGGAAAAAAAUGUAAUGAGAUUCUCGAAAAUAAAUGCAAAAACUCUCAUGAACAUGAGGCCUUGGAAAAACUAUGUGCAAAAAAUGCUGCAAAUAACAUUGGAAAGGAAAAGUGCAAAGAAUUGGAGGAAGAUAUUAAAAAAACAUGUAAUAUUUUCGCGUCAAAGCUUAUAAAUAAUCAUCUUUUUGAUCCAAAAAAAGGAAAUAAUGGAAUUAUUGGAUGGGGAGGAUUGCCAACAUUCCUUAGCAACGAAGAUUGUACAAAAUUAGAGUCCUAUUGUUUCUAUUUUGAAAAAAAAUGUCAAGAUGGCGAAAAAUCAUGUGCGAAUGUAAGGGCAGCGUGUUAUAAGAGAGGGCUUGAUGCACGGGCAAAUAAAGUGCUGCAAGAAAAUAUGCGAGGAAUGUUACAUGGUUCAAACAAAAGCUGGCUUGAAAAGUUUCAACAAGAAUUAGUAAAAGUAUGCAAGGAACUAAAAGAAAAUAAAGAAAAUUUCCCAAACGAUGAACUAUUUGCUCUGUGUGUACAGCCAGCAAAAGCAGCCCGGUUGCUUACACAUGAUCUUCGAAUGAAAACUAUCUUUUUACGACAACAGUUGGAUAAAAGGCGAGAUUUUCCGACAGACAAGGACUGCAAAGAAUUAGGGAGAAAAUGUCAAGAUUUAGGAGAGGAUUCAAAAGAAAUUACGUGGCCAUGUCAUACAUUGGAGCAGCAAUGUAAUCGUUUAGGAACUACAGAAAUUUUAAAACAGGUUUUACUAGAUGAACACAAGGAUACUUUGAAAGAUCAAGAAAGUUGUGUAAAAUAUCUAAAAGAAAAGUGUAAUAAAUGGUCUAGAAGAGGCGAUGACCGUUUCUCUUUUAUAUGUGUCUUCCAAAACGCUACAUGUAAAUCGAUGGUAGAUGAUGUACAAGAUAGG
Pneumocystis jirovecii RU7 is the source of this 1980-nucleotide messenger RNA. RefSeq lists its product as uncharacterized. The transcript has a single exon. The annotation marks the transcript as partial. The record is from RefSeq and is a predicted model, not a curated record. NCBI's taxonomy places the organism in Eukaryota, Fungi, Ascomycota, Pneumocystomycetes, Pneumocystales, Pneumocystaceae.